AUGCUGGUUAACAAUGCCGGAGUGGGCAUGAUUGGCCCCAUUGAGUGCCAGACCAUCGAGGAGAUGAAGAGCGUGAUGGAGACCAACUUCUUUGGGGUGGUGCGGAUGAUCAAGGAGGUGCUGCCGGAUAUGAAGAAGAGGAGGAGCGGGCACAUCGUGGUGAUCAGCAGCGUGAUGGGCCUGCAAGGCAUCAUGUUCAAUGACAUCUACACCGCCUCCAAGUUUGCCGUGGAAGGGUUCUGCGAAAGCCUCGUCGUCCAGGCGCUGAAGUUCAACGUCUUCGUCAGCCUGAUAGAGCCCGGGCCGGUGGUGACGGAGUUUGAGACGAAGCUCUACGAGGAGGCGGAGAACGCGGACUACUCCGCCACCGACCCUGAGACGGCAGACAUGUUCUCCAAGCUCUACCUGAAGAACUCCAAGGCGAUUUUCUCCAGCCUGGGGCAGACUCCCAGCGACAUAGCAGAGCACACGCUGCGGGUGAUCAGCGCCGCCCGGCCACCCUUCCGGCACCAGACCAACGCCGUCUACACGCCCAUGAUGGCCCUGAAGCACGCCGACCCCACGGGCGCGCUGAUGACCGACGCCUUCUACAAGAUGGUCUUCAAGUACGACGCGCUCAUGCACGCCAGCCUGAGGGCCAUCCGAGUGAUCCGGUGGCAGGCCCAGAAGAUGAGGCAGGGGGUGAAGUUGCUUGGCUUCAGAUAGGAAUGGCGGGGGGGUCGGGGCUCAGAGGGUAGUGGGCAGGAGGCUGGAGAAGCUCCGUGGACAAGGAGGGCAGCGGUCAUGCGCCUCUCAGAGUCGGCCCGGGAGCUUGCGGCCCACUGAAGUGACAGGAACACAACAGGGGACUGGAGAACGACACGAGGUCCCUUCCUCGAUGAUUCUACGCUGACUCGGUGGCUUCAUUUUCUAGGGUGCCCUUUACGCCCAAAAGAGCAGGGAGAAGGCGAGGCGAAGAGGCAUGGUUGGGGGGGGCGAAGAGGUUGUCACGAAGAGCUAGAGGCUGCAGGGGAGAAGCUCUUGGUGCCACCGCGGGAAGGGCAGGGUGAGGCACACCGUGGCGGGAAGGGAGCAAAGGGGAGACAAGGUCUCGAUUCCCCUCGGCGCUGGUUUACACCAAAGCCCACUGAGCUAGCAGGACCCACACCGGCAGGGCCACGUGUGAGCCGAGUCCGUAAGCAAGGCGGGGGCCGGGAAUGGUCGCUGUUGCUUGCUGCCAGCCCGGGCUGGAUUUGAACCUGGGAGCUAGAGGCACAAGAUUUUCCUUCUUCCACUAACGGCCCCAACGUCACACUCCCCCCAGGGAGUUUCAACAGCAGCAAAUGGGCAGAGGGUCUGUUGCUUUCUGGGGUGGAGGGAAGGGUGAGCCCCAGCGCUGCCGUGCGAGCU
Messenger RNA from Pelodiscus sinensis (Chinese soft-shelled turtle), 1389 nucleotides. NCBI's taxonomy places the organism in Eukaryota, Metazoa, Chordata, Testudines, Trionychidae. The record is from RefSeq and is a predicted model, not a curated record.